AAGGAGGGAUUGGGUUUUUCAUUUUUGAAUCCCAAGUCCCAGCCACUGGAGAGCUACUCAAGAGAAACCUCACUCUCACUGAUUCUUUUUCAAUGGGCCUGCUCUCAGUUUCUUCUCCACUUCCCUCCCUAGGGUUUCCCAAUCUCCGCACCACCUCUUUCCGCAAGCCCUCUUCCUUCUCCCUGCGCCCCCUUAUCUCCGCCUCACUCUCCUCCUCUCCAUCUCUCAAGGCCCUCAAUCCCAAAACCCUAGAUUCAGUUUUAGCCCUUCCACUAACCCAUGGCUCUCAGACGCCGGGCAUGGGCGCCAGAGGGGCGGAGGCGGACGCUAUGGGCCUGCUUCUGAAGGAGAGGAUCGUCUUCCUUGGGAACAACGUGGACGACUUUGUGGCCGAUGCCAUAAUCAGUCAGUUGCUGUUGUUGGACGCUCAGGACCCCACCAAGGACAUCAGGCUCUUCAUCAAUUCCCCUGGUGGCUCCCUCAGUGCUACAAUGGCUAUUUAUGACAUUGUACAGCUGGUUAGGGCAGAUGUUUCCACAGUUGCACUUGGCAUUUCUGCAUCAACAGCUUCCAUAAUCCUGGGUGGUGGUACCAAAGGCAAGCGUUUUGCAAUGCCCAACACACGGAUAAUGAUUCAUCAACCUCUUGGAGGUGCUAGUGGCCAAGCAAUAGAUGUGGAAAUUCAAGCCCAGGAAAUUAUGCAUAAUAAAAGUAAUGUCACAAAAAUUAUCGCAGGUUUUAGUGGUCGCUCAUUUGAACAAGUCGAGAAAGAUAUUGAUAGGGAUCGUUACAUGUCUCCAAUUGAAGCAGUUGAAUAUGGAAUAAUUGAUGCUGUUAUUGAUAGAGAUAGCAUUAUUCCACUUGUGCCUGUGCCAGAAAAGGUGAAGUCAAGACUGAAUUAUGAGGAAAUCAGUAAGGAUCCAAGGAAAUUCUUGACACCAGAUAUCCCUGAUGAUGAGAUAUACUAGUUGAUAUAUUUGAUACAGGUUUUCAGGAUGUGAUUGCCUCUUCUUAGUAAUGGAGCUGUCCACAGCAGAACUGAAAAUACCAAUGUUAUGUUUUAGCUGCUUCAGGAUCCCAUUUUACUUCCAUUUAAAAAGGAUUUUGAUUUUCAACACUCUCUUUCAUGUGAACCAGUGUGCACACUAUAUUUUUGGUCUGGUUACAGCCAAAACAGAUUGCAUUUACUCUUUUAAGGCAGUAUGUCUUGGUGAUGCAGAGAGAGCUAGGCAGUGGUCAGGAUAUGCAGCAUUUCAUCAAAAUUGAUAAUUGUGACCUUGCUUUUGUCAGUGGGGUUGGCAUUUGUAAUAGGUUUUCAGUAGUUUGUUUCAAGAAUAUUAUUACACAAGUGCGUUUUGCUUUGCUGCUAUCUGGGAAGUCAGAACUGUUCUACCUUCCUGCCAUAUGAGGUAUCAUGACUGCCAUUGGCGUUUGUACUACGAUUCUGUUUGUUUCUUUCAAGAAAUAUAGCAUUAGGGUUUAACAGCAA
Messenger RNA from Vitis riparia (riverbank grape), 1489 nucleotides. Its product is annotated as ATP-dependent Clp protease proteolytic subunit 4, chloroplastic. Gene Ontology annotation, molecular function: serine-type endopeptidase activity; ATP-dependent peptidase activity; ATPase binding. NCBI's taxonomy places the organism in Eukaryota, Viridiplantae, Streptophyta, Magnoliopsida, Vitales, Vitaceae. Gene Ontology annotation, biological process: protein quality control for misfolded or incompletely synthesized proteins. The transcript is spliced from 3 exons. Gene Ontology annotation, cellular component: endopeptidase Clp complex. Bases 93 to 968 code for a protein of 291 amino acids. The record is from RefSeq and is a predicted model, not a curated record.